UCACCUUAGCGGAUACAUCCUCAAUUGCUGUGAAGGCGCCCACACCCUUGAACAACCAGGCUAUUGGUGAUCGUGGGGAUUAAAAUGUGCAGCGUGAAGGGUACACCGAAUCCCCAGGUUUUCAUGGACAUCACUGCAGAUGGGGAGACCUUGGGCCGCAUCGUGAUUGAGCUCAAAGCUGAUGUGGUCCCAAAAACUGCAGAAAAUUUCCGUGCACUCUGCACUCAUGAGAAGGGGUUUGGUUAUAAGGACUCAACAUUCCACAGAGUAAUUCCUAACUUCAUGUGCCAGGGUGGUGACUUCACAAGAAACGAUGGGACUGGUGGCAAGUCCAUCUAUGGAAAUAAGUUCAACGAUGAGAAUUUCAAGUUGCAGCACACAGGAUUGGGUACUCUUUCAAUGGCCAAUGCUGGGCCAGGUACAAAUGGUUCCCAGUUCUUUAUCUGCCUUAACAAAACCCCUUGGUUAGAUGGAAAACAUGUUGUCUUUGGUUCCGUGAUUAAAGGAAUCGAGGUUGUGAAGAAGAUGGGGACGUUGGGCAGCGACAAUGGUAAAACCUCAAAGAAAAUUAUCAUCGCUGAUUGUGGACAGCUGGCUUAAUUUUAUUUACAAAUCGAAUUGUAGAAUUUAAAUAAAACAAGUCAUUUCUGCUUCUA
This is a messenger RNA of Chiloscyllium plagiosum (whitespotted bambooshark), 656 nucleotides long. Its product is annotated as peptidyl-prolyl cis-trans isomerase-like. The record is from RefSeq and is a predicted model, not a curated record. Gene Ontology annotation, cellular component: cytoplasm. Gene Ontology annotation, molecular function: cyclosporin A binding; peptidyl-prolyl cis-trans isomerase activity. Gene Ontology annotation, biological process: protein folding; protein peptidyl-prolyl isomerization. NCBI's taxonomy places the organism in Eukaryota, Metazoa, Chordata, Chondrichthyes, Orectolobiformes, Hemiscylliidae.